Messenger RNA from Teleopsis dalmanni, 1376 nucleotides. RefSeq lists its product as uncharacterized. Lineage: Eukaryota; Metazoa; Arthropoda; Insecta; Diptera; Diopsidae. The transcript is spliced from 3 exons. Bases 135 to 1181 code for a protein of 348 amino acids. The record is from RefSeq and is a predicted model, not a curated record.
UAAAUUGUUAUACACAUAUCUUGAUUUCUAUAUGUUGUCCUCAAAUUUCCUUUGCUUUUCAAAAUUUCACUAAUAUUUAUUGUGGUCUUAAUUGUUUUAUCAAAAUUCGCAAUUUUAAGAAAUUUUUUUUAAAAAUGAAGUACUUUGGGAUAAAUAAAGAUAUGCCAUACAUGUCGGAUAUAAGCUUUGACUCCGAUAUAGGAUAUGUAGAAGACUCUUUUCAAAAGCAGUAUGAUGACGCUCCUAGGAAGUGUCGUAGUGAUGGAUGGUAUUCCGACCUACUCAACACGGAAAAAGAGUAUAUAUCCAUAAUUUCUAAUCUGGAUAAUGCCUAUGAGGUUUUGAAGAAUGUGCUGGAUCGAAAAACUGCUGAGGACCUGGAACACUUCUCACUACUCGAGCAGAGUGAAAAAGAUUUGAACACUUAUUUUCGUAAAUCCCAUGAGCAAAUAGAAAAGUUUUUCAGCGGAAGUAGUAAUGAUUCGAAAAAGUCGAAAAAAGAUGUCAAGCAAGCAAAAGAUAAAAAAGAGAAUAAAGGGAACAAAGAGAAUAUAGGGAAACAACAAAAACCUAAAAAAGCAUUUAAAAAGCCUAUGGCUCCCAAGCAACCACCUCCGCCAGAGAGACGUACAAACGAAAAACGCAGGCCACACAAGCAAACAAAUGGUGUACCCAUCAAACAGUUGUCCAUGCAUCUCAUGCAUGAAAACACAUCAGAUUCUGAUUUCGGGCGACAUCAUGGCUACAAUGAUAUGUGUUGCACCAGAUCAGAGUUUGAAGCAAUGCUAAAUCAUAAUUCGUUUGUCAAUAAUAGUAUCGAUCAAGCACUUUUCGAGCGUCUAUCAGAAUUAUCUUGUGGAUUAAGCGGAAGCGAAUACACCUGCGAUAGUCAAAAAACAUACACCGAGAAGGACGAAUGUGUUGGAAACCAUCUUCAAUUCAAAAUGUCUGAUUUUUCCUGUCUUACCGUAGAAAAAAAUACUAACUUCGAUCGAACUAUGUAUUUUCCAUCCGAAAGUGUCAUUGAAGCACCAGCUCCUCCCAAAAAACAACGUCGAUCUUAUGUCAAUCAGACUUGCGAUGUACGUGACCAACGCGAUUUAAAUAACUAUGAUCUCUGCCAUUUGGAAGUUUUUCCGAGAUAUUCCUUUGCUAGUGACAUGUACCUGCCUAACUAUUGAAAACAUUUUUACUUUCUGAAUUAAUAAACUAUGUAUUAACAAUAUUCUAUUCGAUUACAUUAUUCGCUGAGAACUCUAAAUGAAGAAAGAAGGGAUCUCAACGAAUAUUGUAAGCGAGUUAGAAAAAUAAUAUGCUGAAAGUGAGGAAAACAACUUCACAUUAAAUAGUAAAGGAUAUCAGCAAAUAAUACAAAA